CUGUCUCUGGAGCAUUGGAUAAUGUGAGUUGGGUUGCAGUGAUGUCGACUCUCUGCCCGCCGCCAUCUCCAGCUGUUGCCAAGACAGAGAUCGCUUUAAGUGGUGAAUCACCUUUGUUAGCAGCUACCUUUGCUUACUGGGACAAUAUUCUUGGUCCUAGAGUAAGGCACAUUUGGGCUCCAAAGACAGAACAGGUACUUCUCAGUGAUGGAGAAAUAACUUUUCUUGCCAACCACACACUAAAUGGAGAAAUUCUUCGAAAUGCAGAGAGUGGGGCAAUAGAUGUAAAGUUUUUUGUUUUGUCUGAAAAGGGAGUAAUUAUUGUUUCCUUAAUCUUUGAUGGAAACUGGAAUGGAGACCGGAGUACUUAUGGACUAUCAAUUAUACUUCCACAGACGGAACUUAGUUUCUACCUUCCACUCCACAGAGUGUGUGUUGAUAGAUUAACACACAUUAUUCGGAAAGGAAGGAUAUGGAUGCAUAAGGAAAGGCAAGAAAAUGUCCAGAAGAUUGUCUUAGAAGGCACGGAGCGAAUGGAAGAUCAGGGUCAGAGUAUUAUUCCAAUGCUUACAGGGGAAGUCAUUCCUGUGAUGGAACUGCUUUCUUCUAUGAAAUCACACAGUGUUCCUGAAGAAAUAGAUAUAGCUGAUACAGUACUCAGUGAUGAUGAUAUUGGUGACAGUUGUCAUGAAGGCUUUCUUCUCAAUGCCAUCAGUUCACACUUGCAAACCUGUGGCUGUUCUGUCGUUGUAGGUAGCAGUGCAGAGAAAGUAAAUAAGAUAGUGAGAACAUUGUGCCUUUUUCUAACACCAGCAGAGAGAAAAUGCUCCAGAUUAUGUGAAGCUGAAUCAUCAUUUAAAUAUGAGUCAGGGCUCUUUGUUCAAGGCCUGCUAAAGGAUUCAACUGGGAGUUUUGUGUUACCUUUCCGACAAGUCAUGUAUGCUCCAUAUCCCACCACACACAUAGAUGUAGAUGUCAAUACUGUCAAGCAGAUGCCACCUUGUCAUGAACACAUUUAUAAUCAGCGGAGAUACAUGAGGUCAGAGCUGACAGCAUUCUGGAGAGCCACUUCCGAAGAAGACAUGGCUCAGGACACAAUCAUCUACACAGAUGAGAGCUUCACUCCCGAUUUGAAUAUUUUCCAAGAUGUCUUACACAGAGACACUCUAGUAAAAGCCUUCCUGGAUCAGGUCUUUCAUUUGAAACCUGGUCUGUCUCUCAGAAGUACUUUCCUUGCACAGUUUCUACUCAUCCUUCACAGAAAAGCCUUGACACUAAUCAAAUAUAUAGAAGAUGAUACGCAAAAGGGAAAAAAGCCCUUCAAAUCUCUUCGGAACCUGAAGAUAGACCUUGAUUUAACAGCAGAGGGCGAUCUUAACAUAAUAAUGGCUCUGGCUGAGAAAAUUAAACCAGGUCUGCACUCCUUUAUCUUCGGAAGACCUUUCUAUACUAGUGUACAAGAAAGAGAUGUUCUGAUGACUUUCUGAUGUGUAAUUCGUUAGGUAUAUUUCAUCACAAUCAUGAUUGUUAUUACAGUAGCUCAAUGUGGUAAAUAUCACUUUCCCUGGUCGCACCUCAGCAUCCUACUCUGCAUUUGUGGUUAAAGUUAGUUUCACUACAGUUGUCACAGAGUGGUGUGUAUCAUUACAUUGAGUGUCUCUUUUGUGUAUAUAUACUCUUUUCAAGAUUUAUGUUUACAAUUAAUAAUAUUAUUGCUAUCUUCUAUAGAUACAAUAAUAGGAUACAAACUUGACCACAACUGCUGUUUCUGAAAUUCAUGAUUCAUCGUUUACAUAUAUCAAGGUGAAAACUGAGUGAGCUUUUACAGAUAUAAUACUAGUAGUUGACUUUCCAUCUUUUGUUGUUUCUUGGUGUAUAAGAUUACUGUAAUACUUUUACAAUCAACUGAAAAUUAGCACUCUUAAAGUUCCCAGUUCCGCACAAAGAACUGAAAUAUCUUGAAUAUAAUUUAAGUUUUAGGAAGAAGAUAUUGAUGAAGCAGGUUUUUUAUUAAAAUUAAUUAUUAAGUCUGAGUUAGGAUUCGGUCUGUGUAGAAGUGCCAGGCAGUUAUGUGUAGCCAGUGAUUAUGGUGAACCCUAGUGUAUUUUUUGUUUGUUUAUUGUUGUCAGUAUCCUAGAGCUGGACAAUAUCUAAGAAUAUAGGAUAUUGAUUUUGUUUUAGUUGUUGCCAGUUCUCAACAAUAAUUUUCAUUUCCUUGAGCCAGACUGAAACAUGUGCCUCCUGUGCCUUUUUUUCCCUUGGAAAAUAUAAUUACUCAGAAGAAAUUCAGAUUUCACUGGUUAGUCGUUUCAACCUUGUUUCCCUCUUGCAGAAUAUACCAUGUACCUAGUUUGACAGUUAUUAUAACCCCAAGAUUAUAAAAUUCAUCAGAGAAUCCCCUAAUAAUAUCUUUUUUUGAGGACAACAGAAAAAUUCCUUUUCUUCUUCCUUAUAUUCUGCCCGUGUUUUUGAAGUGAUUGCCAUGUUGCCUGCAUCACAUAAGAACAGCCGGACAAACUACUGAAAUACUAUUUUCCUAGGUGCUAUAAUGGCAGAAUUAACUGGCCUGUGUCUUUGGUUUCUUUAAUGUGUUUUGGCCUCUUUUUUUGGCUAUAAAAUAAUCUGAUUAAAGUAAUUCUGUGCUUAGAACAGAGUUGGUAUACGAGUACACAAAUUUUUAUUUAAAACUGUGAAAGUAAUAUGAAAGAGAAAACAUUUAUAAAAAGGGAUAAAAACAAUAGAGCCCUUCUGCCCUCACCUACCAAGUUUAAUAAGAAAGACAUGUUUUAUUCUGAAAGACACAUAAUAGUUUUCAUACAAUGAAUCAGAAACAUCUAGAUAUCUUAAUUUUCAGAUAUACACUGAACAUGACAGUAUCAUAUUAUGUAUAUCUCAGUCAUAAAAAUACGUAGAUAAUGUACUACUGUUUAAUAUCCCAUUCUCAAUGCUUUUUACAUAAAAUUCUUUUUUGUACAUAACAUUCUUAUUUAAGCACUAUUUUCUUUUUCUGGUUUUAUUAUAUUAGAAUAAAUUG
Molecule: messenger RNA, 3034 nt
Organism: Fukomys damarensis (Damara mole-rat)
Lineage: Eukaryota; Metazoa; Chordata; Mammalia; Rodentia; Bathyergidae
Gene: C9orf72
Product: C9orf72-SMCR8 complex subunit
Exons: 10
Coding region: 42-1487 (481 amino acids)
Biological process (GO): endocytosis; autophagy
Cellular component (GO): autophagosome; endosome
Molecular function (GO): guanyl-nucleotide exchange factor activity
Source: RefSeq, a predicted model, not a curated record